CGACAGGGCGUUGGGGAGCCCAGCGUGUACCACGCUGUGGCCGUCAUCUUCCUGGAGUUCUUUGCCUGGGGGCUGCUGACCACGCCGAUGCUGACGGUGUUACACCAGACUUUUCCGCAGCAUACGUUCUUGAUGAAUGGCCUGAUUCACGGAGUCAAGGGUCUGCUUUCCUUUCUAAGUGCCCCACUGAUUGGUGCUCUCUCUGAUGUCUGGGGCAGGAAAUCCUUCCUCCUCCUCACUGUCUUCUUCACAUGUGCACCAAUUCCCCUUAUGAAGAUCAGUCCAUGGUGGUAUUUUGCUGUCAUUUCCAUGUCUGGAGUCUUUGCUGUCACCUUUUCUGUGAUUUUUGCCUACGUUGCUGAUAUCACGCAGGAGCACGAGCGCAGCACGGCGUAUGGCUUGGUGUCAGCCACGUUUGCUGCUAGUCUGGUCACAAGCCCGGCAAUCGGUGCGUACCUUUCCCAGGCCUACGGCGAUACGCUGGUGGUUGUGCUAGCGUCGGGUGUUGCCUUGCUGGAUAUUGGUUUCAUCCUGCUGGCUGUGCCAGAGUCUCUGCCGGAGGAGAUGCGCCCGGUCUCUUGGGGAGCUCCAAUCUCCUGGGAGCAAGCUGACCCAUUUGCUUCCUUGCGGAAAGUGGGUCAGGAUUCUACAGUGCUGCUCAUCUGUAUCACCGUCUUUCUCUCCUACCUUCCCGAAGCCGGCCAGUACUCCAGCUUUUUCCUGUACCUGCGACAGGUCAUUGGUUUUUCCUCAGAGACUGUGGCAGCCUUUAUAGGUGUGGUUGGAAUUCUCUCUAUCCUGGCUCAGACAGUAGUGUUGGGAAUUCUCAUGCGUUCAAUAGGAAAUAAAAACACCAUCCUUUUGGGACUAGGCUUCCAGAUCCUGCAGCUUGCCUGGUACGGCUUCGGAUCGCAGCCUUGGAUGAUGUGGGCAGCAGGCACCCCGACCAGCAGGCUGUAAGCCUCUCUUGCUUUCCGUGCUCUGUCCCCAGGUGUGGUGCAGGGGAUGAUCACUGGCAUUCGGGGUCUGUGUAACGGCCUGGGGCCGGCGCUCUAUGGCUUUGUCUUCUAUCUCUUCCACGUGGAGCUGAAUGAAAUGGCUGAGGUGGAAACUUUGGGUAAGGCCUCCAAACCCAACAUGGCCAACCCUACAGAUGAGAGCAGCAUUAUCCCAGGGCCUCCGUUCCUGUUUGGGGCCUGUUCUGUCCUGCUGUCGCUGCUGGUGGCCUUGUUCAUUCCGGAACACAACCUUGCACUGAGAUCCCCCAGCCACAAGAAGCACAGUAACGGAGCCCAGACCCACACCCACAGCCCGCAGGCCGGCGGAUCGGACGGCAAGGAGCCCCUGCUCGAGGACAGCAGCGUGUGA
Messenger RNA from Opisthocomus hoazin, 1368 nucleotides. Lineage: Eukaryota; Metazoa; Chordata; Aves; Opisthocomiformes; Opisthocomidae. The record is from RefSeq and is a predicted model, not a curated record.